This is a messenger RNA of Physella acuta, 795 nucleotides long. Its product is annotated as small ribosomal subunit protein uS3. Lineage: Eukaryota; Metazoa; Mollusca; Gastropoda; Physidae. Gene Ontology annotation, molecular function: structural constituent of ribosome; RNA binding. The record is from RefSeq and is a predicted model, not a curated record. Gene Ontology annotation, biological process: translation; positive regulation of apoptotic signaling pathway. Gene Ontology annotation, cellular component: cytosolic small ribosomal subunit; nucleus.
AAAAUAUUUCCGUUUCCUACUUUAGCUCUUCCUUUUACUAAAGCCUCAAUCAUGGCUACCCAACUAUCGAAAAAGAGAAAGUUUGUUACAGAUGGAAUUUUUAAAGCUGAGUUGAACGAGUUUCUGACUCGUGAACUAGCUGAAGAUGGUUACAGUGGUGUAGAGGUUCGUGUGACACCAACCCGUACUGAAAUUAUCAUCCUUGCAACUCGUACACAAAAUGUAUUGGGUGAAAAAGGGCGUAGAAUCAGAGAACUUACAUCUGUUGUGCAGAAGAGAUUUGGAUUUCCAGAGGGCACAGUAGAGUUGUAUGCAGAGAAAGUUGCUACCCGUGGUCUUUGCGCAAUAGCCCAGUGUGAAUCCCUCAGAUAUAAAUUGAUUGGUGGCUUAGCUGUAAGGAGAGCUUGCUAUGGUGUACUGCGAUUUAUCAUGGAAUCUGGAGCCAAGGGCUGUGAAGUAGUUGUAUCUGGAAAAUUGAGAGGUCAGAGAGCUAAAUCCAUGAAGUUUACUGAUGGACUUAUGAUUCACAGUGGUGAGCCACUGAAUGAUUAUGUCGACACUGCUGUCAGGCAUGUGCUACUCAGACAAGGUGUCUUGGGUAUCAAAGUUAAAAUUAUGCUGCCAUGGGACCCAAGUGGCAAAAUCGGACCACGUCGUCCUCUUCCUGAUCAUGUUAGCAUUGUAGAGCCUAAAGAAGAGACUGCACCUGCAUCACCCUACAGUGAACCCAAAGGAGGCAAGACUACAGAUGCUCCUUCUGUUGCUGCCAUUGGGACAGUACCUUCUUAGUGAAUG